Drosophila willistoni is the source of this 1826-nucleotide messenger RNA. RefSeq names its product U1 small nuclear ribonucleoprotein 70 kDa (gene snRNP-U1-70K). Lineage: Eukaryota; Metazoa; Arthropoda; Insecta; Diptera; Drosophilidae. Bases 195 to 1607 code for a protein of 470 amino acids. Gene Ontology annotation, biological process: mRNA splicing, via spliceosome. The transcript is spliced from 2 exons. The record is from RefSeq and is a predicted model, not a curated record. Gene Ontology annotation, cellular component: precatalytic spliceosome; U1 snRNP; U2-type prespliceosome. Gene Ontology annotation, molecular function: mRNA binding; U1 snRNA binding.
CGAAGAAAAAAAGCGAAUUUUAUAAGUUUUUUUUUGUUUGAUUUUACUAGCAUAAAAAAUCCAAUAAAGCAGCAGCGGCGAUAUAUAAGGCAAUUCAAAUGGAUAUUUGAGGUUUCCAGAAGAAGGUAAUAAACAAAAUAAAAAAAAACAAAAAGUACUAAAAAUAGGAAACCAAAAAAACACAUCUAGCAAGAAUGACCCAGUAUCUACCGCCAAAUCUUUUGGCGUUAUUCGCCGCACGGGAGCCCAUACCAUUUAUGCCUCCCGUAGACAAGCUGCCUCAUGAGAAAAAAUCACGCGGCUAUUUGGGAGUGGCAAAUUUUAUGGCCGAUUUUGAGGACCCACAGGAUACACCGCUACCGAAAACGGUGGAAACGCGACAGGAGCGUUUGGAGCGACGCCGACGUGAAAAAGCCGAACAGGUAGCCUACAAGCUGGAACGUGAAAUUGCAUUGUGGGAUCCAACCGAGAUUAAAAUGGCCACAGAAGACCCAUUUCGUACGCUAUUCAUAGCGCGUAUCAACUAUGACACUUCGGAGUCGAAGCUCCGCCGGGAAUUCGAAUUUUAUGGCCCGAUCAAGAAGAUUGUCCUUAUUCAUGACCAGGAGUCAGGUAAACCCAAGGGCUAUGCCUUCAUUGAGUAUGAGCACGAGCGUGAUAUGCAUGCCGCCUACAAGCACGCCGAUGGUAAGAAGAUUGACAGUAAACGUGUUCUAGUGGAUGUGGAGCGAGCCCGUACAGUGAAAGGUUGGCUUCCCAGACGACUAGGUGGUGGCUUGGGUGGCACCCGGCGAGGUGGCAAUGAUGUCAAUAUCAAGCACUCUGGCCGCGAGGACAACGAGCGAGAAAGGGAACGCUAUCGGCUUGAAAGAGAACGUGAGGAUCGUGAAGGCGGCGGGGUAGCGGGUGGUGUUGGUGCUGGUCGCGGUCUUGAUGCCCGUAGUGGACGCGGUGCCGCAUUUAAUAUGGGCGACAGUCGUCGACGGUCACGGUCGCGUGAUCGUCGCGAUAGGGACAGAGAUCGUGGCGGAAGAGGUGGAGCCGGCAAUGGUGCUGGUGGCGCCCGUUCCCGCAGUCGUUCGCGCGAACGAAGGAAACGUCGUGCCGGCAGCCGAGAUCGCUACGCCGAUGACUUUGAUCGCCGAGACAGGCGUGACCGAGGAGGCGAACGAGAUCGGGAUCGUGAUCGCGAUCGUGAACGUGAGCGCGAGAAGAAAAAGAAACGCUCCAAGUCACGAGAACGUGAAUCAUCGCGGGAAAGGCGCGAACGCAAACGUGAGAGGAGGGAGAGGGAACGUGGUACCAGCGGAGGUGAUGUUAAAGAGCGUAAACCCGAUUUCCGUGACAUGGACAUUAUUAAGAUUAAAGAAGAGCCCAUGGAUGAUGGUUAUCCCUCAUUUGACUAUCAAAAUGCUGCCGUUAAACGCGAACAGUCGGACGAUGAGCAGCAAGAGGAGAAAUAUCGUCCUCCCCCAAAUAUGUUUAGUGUUCCGCCGCCGCCCAUUGUUGGACGCAACAACAACAACAGCACCAACAACAAUAACAGCAACAGCAACUCGAAUUCCACUCCUGACAAUGGCCCAGAGCAGAACUGGUGGCGUCAAUAGAUCGAGAUUCAUAUGGAUGGAUAUGGGAUUGGUAUUCAUACGACAAGUUUAUGCACUUUUAUACACACAGAGAGAAAGAAAACAAAACAAACUUUUGACGACGAUCCCAAAAAAAUUAUUCGCUCCACAUGCUAACUACUCUAGAAACCAUUUUGCAGGUUCCAUUUUACACUAAAAAAAACAUGAAGAAAAGAAAAAAAAAAAAUAACUAAUUGUGCA